ACCUCCCGAUGCUAAAGUCCUGGGCAACUUUUUAAAAAAUGCUACCUUUUUAAGUAGCACUGGAGUGAACAUUAAAGGCUACAAGAAAAAGAUAUUGUGGCUUUCUCUUUGUAUGAAACAUUUUAAAAAAAGUUUCAUGUGGCAAUAGCACAAUGUCGCAACGUGGAUAUGCAAGAGAAGGACAAGAAAAUCCUUUCCGAAUUCUGCGCAGAGUGAACCACGUCUUUCACAGUGUUUCUUCAGCAGUACAGCGGUCUCUGACAAAGAGGCAUGGGCGAAAUUACCCACGCCACGCCUGUUCUGAUGAAAUCAUGCAUCAAGAUAUUGUCCCCCUCUGUGCUGCAGAAAUUGAGGACGAGCUAAGGAAGAAGUUUGCCUAUCUGUCAGGUGGUCGAGGAAAAGAUGGGUGCCCUGUCAUCACUUUUCCAGAGUACUCAACAUUCAGCGAAAUUCCAGAAAAGGAGUUUCAGAGUGUUCUGACAUACCUCACUAACAUCCCCAGUUCACAAGAUGCUGGAAUUGGAUUUAUACUUGUCAUAGACCGGAGGCAAGACAAAUGGACUUCAGUGCAAGCCUCUAUACUGCGAAUUGCGGCAUCGUUUCCUGGAAAUUUGCAGCUAGUUCUGGUUCUGAGACCAACAGGAUUCUUUCACAGGACAAUUUUCGACAUUGCAUUCAAAUUUCAUAGAGAUGAGUAUAAGAUGAAGCUGCCGAUCAUAAUGCUGAGCUCACUAGCAGAAUUAAAUAGCUACAUUGACAGAACACAACUAACAGAAGAUCUUGGAGGAACUCUAGAUUACUGCCAUAAUAGGUGGCUGACACAUCGCACUGCUAUAGAGAACUUUGCUCAAAUGGUUAAGCAGACUGCUAAAAACCUUCGAUCCUUCGGGACAGAACUGGCAGAAACAGAGCUACCAAACGAUGUGCAAUCCACCAUUGCCCUUCUUGCAGCACAUACUGAAAACAAAGACAAAAUGAAGGAGGAUCUGAGGAUAGCAUUAAUACAAGGACAAGAUAUUCUCAGAAGUAUUAGAAAACCGGUUUUUGAAAACUCGGAGUACAACAUGAAUCCGGAUCAGCUAGAAAAUCAAACGACGGUGGAAAGGCUUCUAGCUCAACUAGAUGAAACUGAAGCAGCCUUUGAUGAUUUUUGGUCUAAACAUCAACAGAAGCUUGAGCAGUGCUUGCAACUUAGACAUUUUGAACUGGAGUUCAAAGAGGUCAAAGCAGCUCUUGAUAGUGUAUCUGAGAGGUUAUCACAUUUCACAGAAGUGGGAAAUAGCUGUUCACAUGUGGAGCACAUUCUGAAAGAUCUCGCCAGCUCUGAAGAGAAAUCGCAUGAGAUUUUGGGAAAGGCCAAGAUGCUGAUCUCUAAAGGGGACCAGUUUAUACAAAACAACCAUUAUGCUGUGGACUCCAUUCUCCCCAAGUGCAAUGAACUCCAACAUUGCUGUGAUACCAUUGCCACUGCAGUGAAUAAAAUCAGGGCUUUCUUGAACCAGUCGCAUGAGUUGCACAGCCGGCUGGAGAAGUCCAUGAAGUGGUGUGAUGAAGGAAUUUUCCUGCUGGCUUCACAGCCUGUGGACAAAUGCCAGUCCCAAGAUGGAGCAGAAUCCGCUUUACAGGAGAUCGAGACGUUUUUGGAGACGGGUGGAGACAACAAGCUCAUGGAACUGAAUUACCUGUUCAGAGAAUAUGAAUCCAUCCUUAGUGAGGAAUUAAUGGAGCACAUACAGAAAGUUUUUCAGAAGCAGGAAAGUAUGGAAGAAAUGUUUCAAAAGAGGCGCGUCAGCCUUAAGAAACUGGCAGCUAAGCAAAUGCGUCCAGUUCAGCCCGUGGCCCCUAGACCAGAGAACUCUCUAAAAUCACCUUGUCCUUCUCCAGGUCUUCAAAGAGACUCUGAAGAGUCGUCCAGCCCUGACAGUCUCAUGGUUCGAAGAAUGAACAUGAGAAGAAUAAAGAGAGAAAUCAAUGAAAUCCAUCAAAACAGAGGUGGAUCUGUGAUGGAUGAUGAAGAAAAUCUAGCUGUGUUAAGAAAACAUGUAAUGAAUGAACUUCUUGAAACGGAACGAGCGUAUGUGGAAGAACUUCUGUGCGUUCUUGAGGGCUAUGCUGCAGAAAUGGACAGCCCCUUAAUGGCACACCUCAUUUUACCAGGGCUUCAAAAUAAGAAAGAUGUCUUGUUUGGAAACAUGGAAGAAAUCUAUCACUUUCACAACAGAAUAUUCUUAAGAGAACUAGAAAAUUACAUAGAAUAUCCGGAACUGGUAGGAAGGUGUUUCCUUGAAAGGAUGGAAGACUUUCAGAUUUAUGAAAAAUACUGUCAAAAUAAACCUCGAUCUGAAAGUCUGUGGAGGCAGUUCUCAGACUCUGUAUUCUUUCAGGAGUGUCAGAGAAAACUUGACCACAAGCUGAGUUUGGAUUCCUAUUUGCUGAAACCUGUUCAAAGAAUAACCAAAUACCAGCUUUUGCUAAAGGAAAUGCUGAAAUACAGUAAAAAUUGUGAAGGCGCAGAAUAUCUUCAGGAGGCACUGACAUCAAUAUUGGGAAUUCUUAAAGCAGUUAAUGAUUCCAUGCACCAGAUUGCAAUCACUGGCUAUGAUGGAAACCUGAAUGAACUUGGCAAGCUUCUGAUGCAGGGAUCUUUCAGUGUAUGGACUGAUCACAAAAAGGGGCACUCGAAAGUCAAGGACCUGGCACGUUUCAAGCCAAUGCAGAGGCACCUCUUCCUUCACGAGAAAGCAAUACUGUUCUGUAAAAAGAGAGAAGAAAACGGAGAAGGAUAUGAGAAAGCACCCUCAUACAGCUUUAAGAAUUCCUUAAAUAUGACUGCUGUUGGAAUAACAGAGAACGUCAAAGGUGACGCUAAAAAAUUUGAAAUCUGGUAUAAUGCAAGGGAAGAAGUGUAUAUAAUACAGGCUCCAACCCCAGAAGUCAAAGCCACCUGGGUAAAUGAAAUUAGGAAAGUAUUGACCAGUCAGUUACAGGCAUGCAGGCAAGCUAGCCAGCAUAGAGUUCUAGAACAUACACACAGUCUCCCUUUACCUGCAUCGUCUAACAAUACCAGUCCUUCAAGAAAUGAGGCAAGGAACACCAGAAAACAGGAGGAGAGAAAUGCUGGUGUUGUAAGUCCUGAUGGAUGUGUAACCUCAGUAGCACCAAAGUAUCCUGAAAAAGGCAAAGAAACAGCGUCUCCUACCGCUAAAAGCCAGACUUUGCCAAUGAUCCUUCUUUCACGACCAGCUUCUCCUACCAGCCCAGACAAAAACACUAAACGACAUGAAGUAAAGAGUGAUCCAACUCCUUUGGGUUUGAGAGAUGCAAGUUCUGUGUUAACUUGGAACAGGGCCAAGUGGGUCAGCACUACUUAUCUUUUACUAGCAGCCCAGCGCAGGCAAGGAUGGUCUAAAACAUCUCAGUCACUUGAUGCUUCUGAAGAAAAUGAUGGCUGGUCCAGUGCGGAGGAUCCACUUAAUUCCUCAGAUGCAGAAGAAGAAGUAAAAGCAGAGAAGAAGCUGACUCCUGGUAAAUACACUGUUGUCGCUGAUCAUGACAGAGGAGGCCCUGAAGACCUGGUGCUGAAAAGCGGAGAGUUAGUUCAGCUGAUGCAUGAAGGAGAAGAUGGACUUUGGUAUGUAAAGAAUCUGACCACAAGCAAAGAAGGUUGGGUUCCAGUCAACAGUUUGUUGGUGCUGCUUGGCAACUCAAAAUCUGCUAUAUCUCUGAGCAGCUCAGAGUCUGCAGCUGGUUCCAGUACACUGAGCUCAUCUUCAAGCUACAGUGAGAGUUGCAACGUCAGCAGCAUCAGCUUCUCGGACAUAAAGGGCUAACCUAUUAAAACCUCCAUGAAGACUCUUGUGAAACUGUCAAACUUCUAAUGCAAAUGCUGGAUGUUAAAUGAAACAGAGAAGCAUCACUUGCAUCUCUCUCCAUUCCGUAACACACACACCCAUGU
Molecule: messenger RNA, 3955 nt
Organism: Lacerta agilis (Sand lizard)
Lineage: Eukaryota; Metazoa; Chordata; Lepidosauria; Squamata; Lacertidae
Gene: MCF2L
Product: MCF.2 cell line derived transforming sequence like
Exons: 33
Coding region: 153-3830 (1225 amino acids)
Biological process (GO): intracellular signal transduction; positive regulation of Rho protein signal transduction
Cellular component (GO): cytoplasm; extrinsic component of membrane
Molecular function (GO): protein binding; guanyl-nucleotide exchange factor activity
Source: RefSeq, a predicted model, not a curated record